Monodelphis domestica (gray short-tailed opossum) is the source of this 1980-nucleotide messenger RNA. It is a transcript of the gene KASH5, whose product is annotated as KASH domain containing 5. The record is from RefSeq and is a predicted model, not a curated record. Gene Ontology annotation, cellular component: nuclear outer membrane; meiotic spindle pole; meiotic nuclear membrane microtubule tethering complex. Gene Ontology annotation, molecular function: dynein complex binding. NCBI's taxonomy places the organism in Eukaryota, Metazoa, Chordata, Mammalia, Didelphimorphia, Didelphidae. Gene Ontology annotation, biological process: spindle localization; homologous chromosome pairing at meiosis; actin filament organization.
CCCAUCCUGUCCGGCCCCAGAUCUGGUCAGACAGCCGCCCCAAUUGUCAGGCCUUGUGGGAAACGGGCCCAAACGGGGCAGAGAGCCCAGGGACUCCUAGGGGUAGCCCCCAGCCCGGCCAGGAGACCUCAGGAAGAAGGGAAACCGAGGCUGUCCUCUGACCCUGGGCCUGGCAGUUCCCCUCCUCUCCUGGGGGGCCAUGGAGAGCAUGCAGACACAGGAGGCUGACCCCCAAGGCCCCAGACCUACCAGCCUGGCACCAGAAAUGGUGCUUUGGGAUCAGCCUGAGGAGUGGGGGCUCGGAACCACACUUAGCCUGGAGGAGCAGGUGCUCAGUUCUACUUUUGAAGCUUGUGACUCGGAGAAGAAAGGUGUGGUAGCUGUGAGCCAGGUUCUGGCCUACCUGGAAGCAGUGACAGGACGGGGUCCCCAGGACAGUGACCUGUGCAGCUUGGGCCAGGCCCUGGAUCCCCAUGGGAAGGGCCCCACCGCCACCGUGGACCGAGCCACCUUCUUCCGCAUCAUGCAGGGCUGGAUCGCCACCUGCCAACUGGGGCCGGGAUUAGAGCUGGAGGACGAGGCAGCCGGGGAACCCAGCCUUCCGCCAUCUGACUUAGGAGCCUCUGCCCAACCCGAGAGCUAUGGAGAUGAGGAAACGGAGCCUGAGCUGCUGGCCACAGCAGAACUGCUCAGCAGCCUGGAAGAGCUGGAGCUCAGCAAUCGGAGGCUGGCGGGGGAGAAUGCCAAGCUCCAGAGAAGUGUGGAGACCGCCGAUGAGGGGGCUGCCCGGCUUGGGGAGGAGCUGGCCUCCCUGCGGAAGCAGCUCCGCAGUUCCCAGCAGGCUUUGCAGUUUGCCAAGGCUGUGGAUGAGGAACUAGAAGAUAUGAAGAGUUUGGCCAAGAGUCUGGAGGAGAAGAAUCGAAGCCUCGUGGCCCAGGCCCGGCAGACGGAAAAAGAGCAGCAACAGCUGGUAGCUGAAGUGGAGACCCUGCAGGAAGAGAAUGGGAAGUUGUUGGCGGAGAGGGAUGGUGUGAAGAAGCGGAGUGAGGAGCUAGCCAUGGAGAAGGAGGCCUUGAGGCGUCAGCUGUGUGAGUAUGAGAGCCUCAUUUGCCACCGAGACACUAUCCUCUCUGAGCGGACCAAUCGGACAGAGAAUCUGACUGAGGCCUUGGAGGAGUAUAGGGCCACCAUCCAGGAGCUGAAGCAGAAAAUCUCCCACCUGGAGGAGCAGCUGAGUCAGAGCCGAGAGGGUCCCGAGGGGUUUCAGGACGGGACCCAAGGAAUCGCAGGUGGAUGGAUGAAGCUACACCCCCAGUCCCUGUGCUUGGAGAUCGAGGCCAUUCAGCAGAGACAGGACAUGGGGCCAGGCCUCCUCAACCCCCUGUGCGGCGCUCAGCCAUGGGGAGAGCCCCUGGAUGGAAUGGGGGGAGCCGGGGUGCCCCUGGGCAAAGCCCCGGCCGAGGACAUGAUAACCGGCCAGGAGAAGUCCAGUGAAUUGCUCGGCAGCUUGGAAGAGGAAAAUCCCUGGUUACUGGGAGAGCGGGACCACCAGAGAGCCAGCCAGAAGGGAAUGAGGCCCCCAGACACGGCUGGAUGCCUCGGCACACUGGAGGGCCCACAGUUUGGAGACAGACCAUGUCCCGAUGCCAGGAGCAGCCCCAGCGAUGUGGCCCUCCUUCAAGCCAUAGAGCCUCUUGUGGGCCAACUGCCUUCAGCUGGGCGUCGGCGGCAGCGGAGAACCAGCUGGGAACUAUACCCCACUCCUGUGGCUGCCCCGACACCUAGGAUCCCUAGCCUCCCCAUGAGCCAGCUGCCCAUCCUGGGCCUCCUGCUUGUGCUCGUGCUACUGCUGCUGCUGUCCGUCCUGGUCCUGGUCUCCUCCGGGCCACUGGCCUGGCCCCACCUCCAGCUGCACUACUUCCGGCCCCCACCGGUGUGAAGCCCCAGCACCCUCCUGAUCUAAUAAACGCCCUCCAUGUC